This is a messenger RNA of Durio zibethinus, 751 nucleotides long. RefSeq names its product Trm112p-like protein. NCBI's taxonomy places the organism in Eukaryota, Viridiplantae, Streptophyta, Magnoliopsida, Malvales, Malvaceae. The record is from RefSeq and is a predicted model, not a curated record.
GAGUUGAAGCCGAAUGCCGACAGAAAUCAUCAGAGUGAGGCUAAAAGUGAAAGGGUUCAGAAAUUGAAGGCAAAAAAAAAAAAAAAAAAUGGUGAGAUUAAGCAAAUGGCUUCUAAAAGAAGCAGGAUCUGAACUUAACAAAACUCUUUCUAAGAUCCUCGUUUGCCCGCUUUCCAAACAACCUUUAAGGGUUUGCAAGGAACCAGCUUCUCUUAUCAGUGAUUCUAUUGGGGUCUCUUUUCCUAUAAAGGAUGGGAUUCCAUGUUUGGUGCCGACAGAUGGGAAGAUACUUGAUACUGAUGAUCAUGAUACAAUGAAAGAUGACGAUACUGCUGAGGAUUCAGCUAGAACAUAUUAGGAAGGAGGUUGGGAUCCUUUCAUCUUGCUGUUUCCUGCUUCUAGCAAUGUUCUGUUCCCAUUCGAUUGUACUGGUCAUUUUUCUUCAUAAACUGCUGACUCUAUCUUAUCACUUACCUCAAAUGAUUUUUUGGGCUUAAUUUUGCCUUUUUUAGGAAACCCACACUUUCAUUACAUAGAAUGGAAAAUUGUUUUUGAGAUACACAAUUAUGAUUGGUGUUUUCGAUAGUGUCAGGCAUGAGCAUACAAAACUAUUUUGUUUCUUCCUGUAAAUCCUGAGAAUUGCACUGUUAAAUUCAUGCAUUGAAAUACUUUGGGAUAUGGUUUACGGGUAUCAAUAUUUAUUGCAGCAUAUGUUGAAAAAGUUAUGCUUGUAAACUACAUUAGAAUUAAU